This is a messenger RNA of Pararge aegeria (speckled wood butterfly), 445 nucleotides long. RefSeq lists its product as uncharacterized. NCBI's taxonomy places the organism in Eukaryota, Metazoa, Arthropoda, Insecta, Lepidoptera, Nymphalidae. The coding region runs from base 88 to 402 and encodes 104 amino acids. The transcript has 4 exons. The record is from RefSeq and is a predicted model, not a curated record.
GCAUAAAUCACAACUUUAUUUCGAUAUUCCGUAUGGUUGCAGACGCUAGUCUCCGACUUUAAGGAAAUAUUGAAUCAUUUAUUUAUAAUGACCUCGUUAACAGUAUUUUAUUUAUUUAUUUGUAUCGUACUGACGUGUUGUGCCCUACCAGUUCAAAAGAGUAUAGAACCACUUCAAAACGUGGAAGUCGAAGAGGUACAGCGUCGUAUUCUUGAGGAAAUUUCGGACCAUGCGAGAAAUAAAAGGGAUACCUAUGAAUACUCCUAUAGCGCGACUAAUAAAAUGGAAUCCACAGUAAGUUACAGUAUGAAGAGGACGGAAGGUGAGACUGGGGGGACUUUUAUAAUGAUUGGACCAGGACAAAAUAACCAGAAUUUUGUAAAAAUAGUUUACGGUAGAUGAUAAAUAAUAGUUUUAUGAUCAGUUUCAAUGUCAUUAUUUUAUG